AUGACGAAUAUGGUUCACAUCGAUGAGAAGUGGUUCGACAUGACGAGAGUGAAGAAUAGUUACUAUGUACUUCCAGGAGAACCUGAACCGAAGCGCACCGUGUCAAACACUCACAGCAUUGGGAAGGUAAUGUUCCUAACAGUUGUUGCUAGGCCUCGAUAUAACAAUGAGGGGGAGCUAACAUUCGAUGGGAAGAUCGGCAUUUGGGCAUUCGUCGAAGAGACUGAGGCGAAGCAGACAAGUCAGAACAGAACAAAGGGAACAAAAGUGUUGACAUCAGUGAAAGAUAAGUGGCCUGACGAUGAUGAGGGAGCAACAAUAUUCAUCCAACAGGAUAACGCAAAGCCUCAUGUCCUUCCCAAUGAUGUAGCUUUUCGAGAAGCUGUGGAACAAACUGAUCUUGACAUCCGAUUGCUACAACAGCCCCCAAAUAGCCCUGAGUUAAAUUGUCUGGACCUAUGCUUCCAUAACUCUCUCCAGUCUCUAACCGACUGCAGGUCACCUACAAACAUCCAGGAACUGGUACAGGGUGUGGAAGAGGAAUUCGAGAACUACGAUCCCGACAAGUUGCACAUAAGCUUUAUCACAUUAGAAGCAGUUAUGUUUGAAGUUAUUAAGGACAAAGGAGGAAAUCAAUUUAAGUUGCCCCACUUGCACAAGGAUCGCUUUCAGAAUGCUGGACUGGAAAUAACCAGUGUAUAUUGCGACAGUCGGGUAGUUGUUGAUACUAGGGUCAUUAUAGAAGAAAUGGAAAUUGCAAUAGGAAAAGAAAAUGAAAGGAAAGAAUUAGCUAGAGAAGGGAAAAGAAAGAAAAGUAAAGGAAAGGGAAGGGAAGAAGUGGCCAGAGAAAGGAAAAGAAUGUAG
Messenger RNA from Aegilops tauschii subsp. strangulata, 864 nucleotides. NCBI's taxonomy places the organism in Eukaryota, Viridiplantae, Streptophyta, Magnoliopsida, Poales, Poaceae. The record is from RefSeq and is a predicted model, not a curated record.